CACUGCGUCGCCAUGAUGUCCGUCUCGUUGAUGCUGGCGUGGACGUCCGUCGCUGCCAGCGCCACACCUUUCUUCGUCAGCCAUCCUUAUUACAGUUAUUUUUAUUUGCCUUAUCGUCAUUACGACACGACAGGUAGUUUAUGGAACCCGAAUGCUGAAACUUUCCAAUUAGAAGCUGAAUCGAGCGACAUCGAAGGUAGAACUCCCGUGCGCAAAGUUUUCGCCGAUCAUUCGAGCGGCAAUUCCGCCUCAGAAAUCGAGGGACGCAUAAGCGCGUCGCUUAGGAACGCGUUCCCCAAUUUGGCCGCGUCCAUCUCUUCGCCACUCACGUCUCUCUUCGCCAAUCCUGCGCUUUUGACAUUGGGCCUGCUGGACGGCACGUCGUGUACGUCACCGAACGCCGAGGCCGGCAUUUGUGCCAAUUCGAGGCUUUGUUCGAGCUACGGCGGUCGAUCGAGCGGCUCGUGCAAUUCGUUCGGCAGCGUCUGUUGCAUCAACACGGUGACCCGUUGCGGAGCUACUGUCACGCUCAACAAUACGUACUGGCAGGCGCCGACGACGCUGAGCGCCGAAUCGACGUGUUCGCUUUCGAUUAAACUGGACCCGACGUUGGCCGAACAAAGGAGACAUCCCAUCUGCCAAAUUCGAUUGGAUUUCGAAGCUUUUUCUAUUGCCGGACCCAAUACGCAGACCGUCUGCGCUACGGAUAACUUCCGCGUGAGCGGAACAGCAAAUAGAAUUCCGAUUAUAUGCGGCCAAAAUGUCGGACAGCACAUGUAUUUGAUCGCUCCUUCAUCGACGGCCGACAUCCAAUUGAUUUUCACGUUGGGAACGGGCACGGCCCAAGAUCGCAGCUGGAAGAUCAGGACCAGUUUAUUAGCGUGCAGCUCUACAUCCCUAUUGGCUCCGGAUGAUUGCCUUCAAUAUUUCACGCAAAGUACGGGCACGGUCAGAUCGUUCAAUUGGCGUGAAGUGUCACCGUCGGCCGCAGGUCAACGUCAACUCAACAAUCAGGAUUACAACAUUUGCUUCAGGACUGAACAAAUCAUCAACACCAACUCAUUCCCAAGGGUAUCAUCAUCUAUCUGUUACACGCCGUGCGUCAUCACGACGACGGCUGUCGCCCCGCAAAUGCCGCCGUUGGCCUUCAGUUUGACGGGCGACUCGUCCGGCUCGUUUUAUCUGGCCGGAGCCGGCGCCGGUACGAAUUUCAAUCAAUGCCCCAACACGGACUACAUCGUCAUUCACGGAGCUGUUGAUUCGGCGGCGCCCAACAAUUUUAACGAUCGAUUUUGCGGCAAUAAUUUGAACCCGUCGGCUCUGCAAACGUCGGUCACCCUCUGCUCAACGGCCAAGCCGUUCAACAUUUUGUACCGGACGGAUGGGUCGGAGAGCAAUGCGGAAUUCGCCAAUAAUGGCUUCUGCCUUCGAUACGAACAGAGGGCCUCAUAAAUCAUUGCGCAAGUGGGAUGGCCAAUCUGCGCAAUCAUUCCCCCAAAAAAAAACAUUCCGUUUGCAAAUAUGAUUGAAACUUAUUAUUUUUUUUUUCUUUUGUCUAUUGUCUUGUAAUUUUAUAGUUUUUUUGU
Molecule: messenger RNA, 1586 nt
Organism: Daphnia carinata
Lineage: Eukaryota; Metazoa; Arthropoda; Branchiopoda; Diplostraca; Daphniidae
Exons: 10
Coding region: 13-1452 (479 amino acids)
Source: RefSeq, a predicted model, not a curated record